Molecule: messenger RNA, 1590 nt
Organism: Phoenix dactylifera (date palm)
Lineage: Eukaryota; Viridiplantae; Streptophyta; Magnoliopsida; Arecales; Arecaceae
Product: 3'-5'-exoribonuclease family protein
Biological process (GO): TRAMP-dependent tRNA surveillance pathway; nuclear polyadenylation-dependent rRNA catabolic process; U5 snRNA 3'-end processing
Cellular component (GO): nuclear exosome (RNase complex); cytoplasmic exosome (RNase complex)
Molecular function (GO): mRNA 3'-UTR AU-rich region binding
Source: RefSeq, a predicted model, not a curated record
AAUAAGAUUAAGGCUCGAUGGCGAUGGGGAGAUCGACCGAAUAAGAUUCCGCUCCCCAGUUCCAGCUCUUCCUACUGUUCCUCCUCUCCACGCUGCGAGCGGCCGCCUGGCGGACGGCGGACGCUCCGACACUCGACAACAGCGUCCAGGUCUCAAAAAUUGCCGUUAGAAUGGAAUCGAGUAAGGGCACGGAAGGGUUAGCAGGGGAGAUUGAGGUGGAGGCCUACCGGCGUCUCUUCCCCCUCCCCUUCUACGAGCGCCAUCUUCUCGAGUCGGUGCGCCCGGAUGCCCGGCCUCUCAACCGCGCUAGAGAUACCACCGUCGCCCUUGGUCCUGUUGCUUCUGCCGAUGGUUCUGCUUUGGUUAAGAUCGGUGAUACAACCAUGCUUGCCGCUAUCAAGCUUGAAGUCAUGAUCCCUUCGGCAGAUGCGCCCGAUGAGGGAUCCCUAGCAAUCGAAUUCCACAUGCCACCAAUUUGUUCUCCAAGCGUUAGGUCUGGAAGGCCCGCUGAGGUGGCACCUGUCAUCUCACAGCGGUUGUCAGAUGUUAUAACGAGUUCUGAGAUGAUAAACUUGAAUGAACUGUCCUUAAUUAGUGGAAAGGCUGCAUGGAUGGCCUACUUGGAUAUUUACUGUCUCAAUGCUGAUGGAUGCCUAUUUGAUGCUGCUUUACUUUCAGCAGUUGCGGCAUUUUCUCAUUUGCAGAUCCCUCUUGUUUCUGUCAAUGAUGAUGGAAGAGUUGUUGCUGUAUCUGGUGAACUCACGGAAGGAAAAUCAAAACUAGAAUUGGUCAAUAAAGAAAAGAGGAAGCUCUCACUUAGGAGCAAGCCAUUUUCCUUGACAUGCAUACUUCAUGAAAAAUACAUCCUUGCAGACCCCAAUUCAGAAGAAGAGUCUAUCAUGGAUACCUUUGUGACUGUUGUGUUAGAUUCAUGGGGCCAGCUUGUGUCAAUAUACAAACCAGGGGGAGCAGUUCUUGCCAACAUGUCAACAAUUAAGGCGUGCAUUGCAGUUGCAAAGAGUAGAGUGAAGGAGCUAAACAACAUUUUGAACGAAUCCCUUUCAGAGAUGGAGGUUGACUAGUUUUUGAUUAAUCUGCUAUUUGACAUAUAUAUAUUUGAAUCUGUCAGGUCAUUGAUUACUACUCCAAGAAGAGUGUUGUGGCGCAGCUUCAUGCCGACAAACCCCCAAAAGAAGUCACUUCUGAGGUUCAGAAGUCACUUUCAUGAGCGGAACCUCCCCCCUAUUAUUUGACUUAAAUGUAACUUUAUCAGAAACUCACCUGGGCAUUGGUUAAUUAACCUGUGCAAUCUGAUACAUUGUCAGCUGGAGCUUCAAUCUCCUGAAUUUUUUUCCCUUUCACCAAACCUUUUGCAUUUCGGCUUUUUGGCUUGAGAGUUCUUAACAAAUGCAGACCAGAAUAAAGUUUUUCGCAUGCAAGCAAGGGUUCUUGCUGUAAAAGUUGUGAUGUGGCAUGGAAUUGAUGAGAUCUUUUGUGUGAAAAUGUUUCAAAAUCUGAAGCUGUGUGUUGUUUUGUUGACUGACGUUUAUCUUAGCUUGCAAAGGUCACCCCCCUGUGAUUGGACUUUGA